GCAACGUAUUCCUCCAUUUGUCUUUUUUUGCCAGCAAUUUAUUUACGCUUUACCAGAAAUUUAAUCGACAUUUCUGUUGCAACUUGCAGUGUUAAAUAUUUCAGAACAGUCUUGAUUUAACAACAAUGUUGUUGUUGUGUACAUUGAAUUCAUUUGGAAGUUUACUGUAAUUGACAAGGCUUUUUCUGGUUGUCUGACGCGAGGCGUACAUCUCAAGUUACACGUAUUUGAUAUUAUUUCGUCAUGUCUUCCAACAAUAAUUCUAGACGUGGUGCUACAAAAAAGAAAACAAAGUUAACUGAAAAAGCUAGCAAACCAAAGAAGCCUGCAGCUUCUUGUCCACCUUCCCCUGAAUCUGGAAGAUCUUCGCCAGACUCUUCCUGUUCCAUCUGUCUGGGACGACAUGAAAACAAAUCCUUUACGAACAACUGCCUUCAUGAAUUUUGUUUUACUUGCCUACUGGAAUGGUCGAAAGUGAAACCAGAGUGUCCGUUAUGUAAGCAGCCAUUUACCUCCAUCAUUCACAAUGUAAGGUCCAAUCAGGAGUAUGAUGAGCACAAAAUACCGGUUCCAGAACCUGAGCCUGAUGAUCUUGAUCUCUUUGGUCAAUUGUUGCACCACAGAUUCCGAUACAGAACGACAGUCACCUCAGAGAGGAGAAGGGCUUUGGCACUGGAGAGACUCUACACAUUCAGGCAGUUUCAAGAAGAUGGAGUCCUUCCCCGACCAGUUGAACGUCGCCCAGCAAGAAGUCGCUUGACUGGGACAAGUAGCUUUCGUCGCCGUACUUAUCAAAGAGAUUUGUGGGUUCGUCCACUCUCCGAUAUUACGGGACGCUAUCGGGAAACCACGCCAGAGUUUUUCCAACUCAAUCCCGCAAUGACUCAUCGUCUCGUGCCCUGGCUCAACCGAGAAUUGAACGUUUUACUCGUCAGCCACGAGAAUCGUUUGUCGUACGUGUUGGAGCUGAUUCUUCGGCUGAUUACUCAAUUCCAUAUCCGCAGUCGAGCGUUCCGUGAUGCAAUUCAAUCUUACAUCGGCGGCUAUACGGAGCACUUCAUACACGAAUUUUUCCAAUAUGCCCGUUCGCCCUACGACAUGUAUGGAUUCGAUGAGAACGCCGACUACCAGCCCAGGAAUAAUUUACAGCAAGAGGAAGUGGCCGUCAGUGAAUCCAGCGAUGAAGACGUUCCUGGAACUCGACCGAUCAAUAAUAAUUCGCAAUCUCGCGUGGCACCCCGUGAUAUUCCGUUGCCUCCUUCUCCCCAGCCGGGCCCUAGUGGGAUUGGCCGAAGUUCUUCCGCGGUGGUUAUCGACGAUGGUCAGAGUUACUCCGCCAUGCCGGGUCCUUCCAGUUCAGGAACUAGACCAUCAGAGGAGGAUGAGGACGACGACCUGGACGUUGAGAUUGUGGAAGUAAUCCGUCCGUCUUCCCCCUUGGUGAUAACGCUAUCGGAAUCGGAUGAGGAACGGGAAGAAGAGUCGGAGCGAAACGAAGCCAGCUCUUCAUCCUCUCGCGGCAAAGCUCUCAAACAAAAAAGUUCCCCUGGCAACAGAGUUAAUGCACGCAAGGAGCCGCAACAACGAACAAAGUCCGCCAAAAAGAAGAAAAGGAAGCGCGAUCGAUCUCCGACUUCGCCCGUUGAAACGCCAAAUCUAAAUACCAGAGUCCGUUUCAGCCGAGAAACGGAAGAGAACAAUAUCAACGAUACCAGCCCGGACCAGUCGUCUCGUUUAUCCGGCGGAGCUGCUGUUCGCUAUUGGGAUCUGGAUCCGGAAGAGAUACGGCGCCAGCUGCACAACGACCGGCACCAGGAAUCCAGCGGAAGCAAACGUCGGCACAAGCGAGACAGAUUCAAUUAACCAAGUUCUAUGCUACAAAAUUACAUUUGAUUUGAAUGUUCGAGGCUCCUCGACCACCUUGAACCGAUGGAGAUACAACAAUGUUAACCAAGUGA
Molecule: messenger RNA, 1958 nt
Organism: Daphnia pulicaria
Lineage: Eukaryota; Metazoa; Arthropoda; Branchiopoda; Diplostraca; Daphniidae
Product: E3 ubiquitin-protein ligase Topors-like
Exons: 5
Coding region: 244-1863 (539 amino acids)
Biological process (GO): protein polyubiquitination; protein monoubiquitination
Molecular function (GO): ubiquitin protein ligase activity; metal ion binding
Source: RefSeq, a predicted model, not a curated record